AUGCAUACGACCACAACGAUUGACCCAACCGCGGCGUCCGCUUGGGAUGUAGAAGCUCUAGAGGGCGGAGAUGAAUCAGGCAGGGACACAGAUGCUCCGAGCAAUGCAAGCAUCAGCAGUGGGCGUGGUGGAAGGGAGGUGCACUCUGUGUGUCCCAUAUGCCUUGGCAAGUUCGAAGAGCCGGUGACCCUCACGUCCUGCCUCCAUACCUUCUGCCAUACAUGGCUGGGCCGCGGCCGGACGCCGACGGAGGUUCAGAACAUUCGUGCACGGGGACGAAUCGAAAGGGGGUUACCGGUGGGGAAGGCAUGGCACCGGAGACGGUCCCGGGCAUGGGGAUGA
Ectocarpus siliculosus is the source of this 342-nucleotide messenger RNA. NCBI's taxonomy places the organism in Eukaryota, Phaeophyceae, Ectocarpales, Ectocarpaceae. The record is from the annotation of a GenBank genome assembly.